AUGGAUCAAGGACUCAGCCAUCAAAUUUGGCAGAUAUUCAUGCAAGGGCGUGUCGGCGCCGUUGCCCGAUGCCUCCACCGGGAAGGGGACAAGUUGCCCAUCACCGAAGAGCUGUUGCUCAUCACCGCGUGCGGCAAAGACCCCCAGGGCUGUCUUUCCUUUCUCUUCUACGCCCGGCCAAAGGAAACCGCUGCUUCCAUCUCCUCCCGCGUCGUGCAAUUAGCCAUGAUGUAUGGGGCAUCGUCGGAUGUCAUUGAAGUGCUCCUGACAAAUUGCCAGCGCCACGUCCAGUUCAGUGAGGUGACCCUCGAUAUCAUGCGCACAUCGGUACCGGACAUCACAGAGUCUGUCCGCCAAACGUUAAAAUGGAAACCCGACACACUUCCAGCGACAGAGGAAGCCUUGGAGGUGCUGGCGGGCUGCCUUGACGCCGCCACGUUGCAGUCGUUCCUCGAGGCACGCGGCGCUGCAUUGGAGAUAAGCCAAAACACUUUUAACGAGACAUCCUCUCGCGAAGAGACUUUUCUAACCGUCGUGAUGUGGGUGUUUGGAAAUAGUGUCAACACAGACAUUCAGUUCACCUCCGAAACCGCUCUGCACUGUCACGACCGCGUCGGAUGCAUCGACUUUGUUGCACAACACUGGCCGGAGAAGUUGAAGUUGGAUGGCAAAGGGUCACUGGGAACAGUGCAAAUGGAUCCUGUCAAGUCGGAAAACGACUGA
This is a messenger RNA of Emericellopsis cladophorae, 723 nucleotides long. RefSeq lists its product as uncharacterized. The coding region runs from base 1 to 723 and encodes 240 amino acids. Lineage: Eukaryota; Fungi; Ascomycota; Sordariomycetes; Hypocreales; Bionectriaceae. The record is from RefSeq and is a predicted model, not a curated record. The transcript has a single exon.